Molecule: messenger RNA, 5678 nt
Organism: Parus major (Great Tit)
Lineage: Eukaryota; Metazoa; Chordata; Aves; Passeriformes; Paridae
Gene: CRIM1
Product: cysteine rich transmembrane BMP regulator 1
Exons: 18
Coding region: 1857-4511 (884 amino acids)
Cellular component (GO): extracellular region
Molecular function (GO): protein binding; serine-type endopeptidase inhibitor activity
Source: RefSeq, a predicted model, not a curated record
CAUCCACCAGCACCUCCAGAUCCUUCUACCCAGGGCUGCUCUCCAUCUGUUCAUUCCCAGCCUGUGUCGAUACCAGGGCUGCCCCAACCCAGGUGCAGCAGCUUGCACUUGCCCUUAAUGAACCACAUGAGAUUCCCAUGGGCCUGCUACUCCAGCUAACAUUUUGAGCUAUCCCUGUGAGUAUCCCUCCAGAAAUACUCCUUGGCAGUCUGAAAGGAGGAGACUCCAUUCCUUUGACGUUUUCACCUUGGUGCUGGGGCAUUGUUUAAGCCAUGCUUACCUUGAGUGAAGUGAGCUUGACAGGUAUCUCAAGUCAGUAAUUCUAACAGAUGUAACAUCAUUGAUGUGUUGUCUUUAUUUGAUACACAGGAUGUUUACUGUGGUUUAAUUUAUUUUAUCAAAUAAUGACAACUUUUCUCAUUUACUGUUGUUUCUUGUUUCAUCCCUCUUUCCUUGGUAGCUGUAGUUCUUGGAUGCUCACAACUACACGUAGUAUGAUGGACAGAGCUAAAAUAGAAAAAGUAUUUUUUGAGGCUUUUGAGUUAUAGAGUGUUUUCUGAAAGUGGUAGUAAAAUGUGACUGUCCUUGAAAACCUUAUAUAAUUUGUGGAAUCAGUGGGUUAAUUUUGAUUCUCACCUCCUAAAAGAUGGAAUUUCAAAACCUUUAUUUAGUGAAAGUUUCUUGUAAAGAAAGUUAACAUCAAGGGAAGAUGAACCUCAAAUAGAAAGAUGAUCUCAUUCUUGUUUUUUCUCAUCAUCUUAUGCAUCAUCACGUCAACCUUUUGUCUGUAGCUAAGCUUUUUAUACCUCUAAGUUCCAUAAAGAUUGAGUUUCAAAUGUGAUGAUGCCAAUAACUUUGGCAGCUGAGAUGCCUGUCACUUUUACUUUAAAAUAAAAGCCACCUUUUUUGAUAAAAUAGUUGCAAUUCUUGUAAAAAGCAUGUUAGAAGCAUGAAAUCUUAUGACAACUUUGUCAUGUGUCCUCAUUUUAGACAGGUAAAUUAUCUUAAAUUAGCUCACACAGUUCCUAAAAACAGUGUUUUGCACUAGUCAAUACAUUUUAUAUUCCUCCUCUUCAAAGACUUCUGAGAAUUGAUAAUUUCCCCCCCUCUGUACAAAGAUUAGAUCAAUUUUGCAGAUACUUUCAUAAAUUCCAACAAAAGGAAUAGGUAAGUAUAACAUACUUGUCCAGGCCCUUUUUAAAAAGCUGUGUGUACACAAUGCAAUCGAGGAAUUUACUGAUACACAUGUACAGACAGAAUAGUUUAGUAUAGGAGUGAUGCAUAUAAUCUUUAUGUGAUCAUUCUCUGCAGGUUGCAUUACUAGAGAAGCAUAAGUCCUUUCAUAUCCUCUGUCCUCAAAGGACAGUAGCCAAAACACUGCAGACAGUUGGAGUUUUGUUGCUUAAUAGCACAUGGUCUUGCCACAGCAAAACCAGUAAGUGUCCAUCAUAGCAGUAAGUUCUAUUCCUGUGUAACUUGCUACACGCCAUUAAGCUUCAACAGUUCCCCUAGUGUUUAGAUUGCACAGGUUUGAAUGCAUGCCUCAGGUGUGCAUUUGGCCUCUGGUAACUUUAUCGCAAUCUUUCUUUUCUCUCUGAUUUCUUCAGCAGAGAUUCCUAUGUAAGAAAUAUGUGGCAGGGGAGAAAGAGGUAUCAACAAGCCAAUGCUUCUCUCUAGCCUCCUCAUGCAUCAAGCAACUACUUUCCCUUUUUCUUCUUCAUUAUGGGUGGGAGCCGUAACUCUUAGUAUAAGGACUCUGUUGUAGGCUGGAGGAAGAGGAAGACUGCAAUAAAGAGGAUAACUGGUGCUCUCCCCACUUUCCUGGUUGCACAGUGGGACUUUUCCCACUGCUGCUGAUGCCCAGAUGGUCUCCUUGCGGGAGGAGCAGCCUCAGCCGUUCUGUGGAAGAGAAACCUGAUUGCUCCAAGGCCCGCUGUGAGGUCCAGUUUUCCCCUCGAUGUCCAGAAGAUUCCAUCUUGAUUGAAGGCUAUGCACCUCCUGGUGAAUGCUGUCCACUCCCAAGCCGUUGUGUGUGUAAUCCUGCAGGCUGCUUGAGGAAGGUUUGCCAACCUGGCUAUUUGAAUAUAUUGGUUUCUAAGGCAUCAGGAAAGCCAGGGGAAUGCUGUGAUCUCUAUGAAUGCAAGCCAGUGUUCAGUGUGGAUUGCAGCACAGUCGAGUGUCCUCCUGUUCAGCAAGUUGUUUGCCCCCUGGAUAGCUAUGAAACCCAAGUCAGGCUGACGGCCGAUGGCUGCUGCACCCUGCCCACAAGAUGCGAGUGUCUCACUGGGCUAUGUGGUUUCCCCAUGUGCGAGGCAGGCUCCGUUCCCCAGAUAGUCUCGCGUGGAGAUGGAACGCCUGGCAAGUGCUGUGAUGUCUUUGAAUGUGUCAAUGAAGUGAAGCCAACUUGCAUAUUUAACAGCAUGGAAUAUUAUGAUGGAGACAUGUUUCGCAUGGAUGCGUGUCGAUUUUGUCGGUGCCAAGGGGGCGUCUCCAUUUGUUUCUCUGCCCAGUGUGGUGAGCUACACUGCGACAGGUACUAUGUGCCAGAAGGAGAGUGCUGCCCAGUCUGUGAAGACCCACUUUAUCCUGUCAAUAACCCUGCUGGCUGCUAUGCCAAUGGCCAGAUCCAAGCUCACGGGGACCGCUGGCGGGAGGACGACUGCACGUUCUGCCAGUGCAUCAACGGGGAGCCGCACUGCGUGGCCACGGCCUGCGGGCAGAGCUGCCUGAACCCUGUCAAGGUCCCUGGGGAGUGCUGCCCUGUGUGUGAAGAACCAACAUAUAUCACAAUAGGUCCACCUACCUGUGAGGUUUUGGUGAACUGCACUUUGACUGAAAAAGACUGUAUCUACAGCUUCAAACUGGACCAAAAUGGUUGUCGCAUUUGUCAGUGCAAAACUAGGGAGGAGCUGUGCACCGGCCUCAUUUCGGGCUGUUCCUUGGAUUGUUCCUUCGGCUUCCAGACUGACGCCCACAACUGUGAGAUCUGUCAGUGCCGGCCGCGGCCCAAGAAGUGCAAACCCAUUGUAUGUGACAAGUACUGUCCCUUUGGAUACUUGAAGAACAAGCAUGGCUGUGAAAUCUGUCGGUGUAAGAAGUGCCCCAACCUGCCGUGCGGUAAAAUCUGUCCUUUGGGCUUCCAGCAGAACAGUCAUGGCUGUGUUAUCUGCAAGUGCAGAGAGGCAACAGCAUCUCCUAUGCCUCCUGUUAAAACAGGCUCUUGCCUGUCCAUGGAUGGUCACCGACAUGAGAAUGAGGAGAGCUGGCACGAUGGCUGCAGGGAAUGUUACUGUCACAAUGGACGGGAAAUGUGUGCCUUGAUCACCUGCCCCGUUCCCAACUGUGGCAACCCCACCAUACAUCCAGGGCAGUGUUGUCCAUCGUGUCCAGAUGAAAUAAUAGUGCAAAAGCCAGAGCUCACCAGUCCAUCAAUCUGUCAUGCUCCCGGUGGGGAAUACUUUGUAGAAGGAGAGACAUGGAACAUUGAUUCUUGCACACAAUGCACAUGCCACAGUGGACGUGUCCUGUGUGAGACUGAAGUCUGUCCACCUCUUCUUUGUCAAAACCCCACCCGCACACAGGACUCCUGCUGUCCACAGUGCCCAGAUGAUACUCUUCAGCCCUCUCCAUCAAGCAAUGAGAGCAUGCCCAGUUACUGCAAAAACGAUGAGGGAGAUAUUUUUCUGACAGCUGAGUCCUGGAAGCCAAAUGUCUGCACUAGCUGCAUUUGCAUGGAUGGUGUGAUUAGAUGCUACUCUGAGUCUUGCCCACCGGUAUCCUGUGAGAGACCUGUUCUGAGAAAGGGACAAUGUUGUCCUUACUGUAUUGAAGAUACAGUUCCAAAGAAAGUGGUCUGCCACUUCAGCGGAGAAACGUACGCAGAUGAGGAACGCUGGGACAUUGACAGCUGCACACACUGCUACUGCCUGCAGGGUCAAACUCUCUGCUCCACUGUCAGCUGCCCACCUCUGCCUUGUGCUGAACCCAUCAAUGUGGAGGGAAGCUGCUGUCCCAUGUGUCCAGAGAUGUAUGUACCUGAACCCACUAACAUCCCUAUUGAGAAGACAAAUCAUCGAGGAGAUGUUGAACUAGAAGUACCAAACUGGCCAACACCAAGUGAAAAUGAUAUAAUCCACAUUCACAGAGACAUGAACCAUCUCCAGGGAGAAUACCGGAGUGGCAGUGGGCCACACCUCAGCGAAGAUGCAUCCGUCAGCUCUGUUGCCUUGGUGACAAUCCCAAUCACGAUAGCGCUGUUACUGAUCAUCGUGCUCCUGCUCAUCAACCAGAAAAAACAGUGGAUUCCAGUGUCCUGCUACAAAGCUCCAACAAAGCCUUCUUGCCUGAACAAUCAACUGGUGUAUGUGGACUGCAAGAAAGGUACCAUGGUCCAGGUGGACAGUUCUCAGAGGAUGCUAAGAAUUGCAGACCCAGAUUCAAGAUACAGUGGAUUUUACAGCAUGCAGAAACAGAACAACCUACAGGCAGAUAAUUUCUAUCAAACAGUUUGAAGAAUUGCACCCUUACCAAGGAUUUAAGAAAGAGAAAGAGAGACAGUCUGCUAUUAAAAUAAAACUAGAAUUGUGCAGUUGCUUAGUGGAUUGUAUUGGAUUUGUGACUACAUGUACAGCUCUAAGACCUUUCUGGGAUGAGCUCUGACUCCUGCAAUGUGCCAGAAAAAGCAUUCCCACUUUUCCUUGAGAUAACUGACCAAGUGUUUUCUUAGAACCAAAGUUUUAAAACUUGUUAAGAUGUAUUUGCUUGUAACAUAGCUAUAGAGGUUUUUUGGGAGGGGGAAUCAGGGGCUAGGGGUAGGCAAUGAAGUAAAAGGAAGCUUCAGAGAAGAAAAGCUGGUCAUGCUUGGCUGGAGAUAAAAAUAUACUGCCGAGCAGCAGGAUAGUGGUUUUCCUUGUUGCUCUGAAAUUGCAUCUGUUGCAGCAAAAGCCUAACCCCAGGUGAAAAAAAAAAAAUGAAAAGGUCUGAUUAUUUUUUCCCAGCUGUUGCUACAGUAAUGUACUCCUAGAACAGAAUUUGUCACAUCACAGGUGUGGUGUAGCUGCAAAUAUUUUUCUAUAUGAUGAGAAGCUGCAGUAGUUAAUGAAAUAGCAAGGAAAAGAUUAUAGCAGAAGAUAAAGGGUGGGUUUAUUAAGGAUGUAUAAAAUUAUACCUUGUGCUGCUUUUUGUUUUUAUUUUUGUUUUUAUUUUGGUUUUCUUCAAAGCUGAUUGGCUAGAUUAGCCAGACUUCAGCAGAGUUAGCAAAUGACUGAGGCCUAAGUAAUUCCUGAUAUGAGCACUGGAUCUUUUGACAGCAGUAUUGAAGGGAGAAAGGAAGGAAAGAAGGAAGGAAGGACGGACAGAUGGAAGGAAGGAAGGAAAAGUCAAGAACACCAUGCAGUUCCAGGGGCUUUUGUUUGUUUGUUUUGUCUGUUGUGGUUUUGUUUUGUUAUUUUAUAUCAAUCUCUGGUUGUUAUACAGGAGAAGGAAAAAUAUUUUUGUUGGACAAAGCUCUUGCAUACAAGAGAGUAAAAAGGAGACUGUUUUAAGGUUGUUGUUUUUUUCCUGUUGAUGUUCUUAUUUACUGGUAUGCAGAUUUAGAAACUACUUCCAUGCUAGGAAGCUGCUUAAUUUUAAUUGUAUAUUACUCAAGCACCUUUUUUGAAGCUCAGAAAAAAAAAAAA